AUGAAGGCCAUUGACAUCAUCUGUGUGUUUUCUGCUGCAGGGCUGCCAGAUGAUGAGAUUGAGAAAGGAAAAGACAUCAAGAGCAUCUCAGAGAUCCAUCAGGACGGAAACGAGUUCAAAGUGACGGUGACGGCGGGAACUAAAGUCGUCCUGUACUCGUUUACUGUGGGUGCAGAGUGUGAACUGGAGACCUUCACUGGAGAGAAAGCUAAAACUGUGGUUCACAUGGACGGGAAUAAGCUGAUGGUGUGUUUGAAGGGGAUCGAGUCUGUGACGGAGCUGAACGGAGACACCAUCAUUAAUAUCCUCACCUUCGAUGGCAUCGUCUACCAGAGGAUCAGCAGACGCAUCUCCUGA
Cyprinus carpio (common carp) is the source of this 357-nucleotide messenger RNA. RefSeq names its product fatty acid binding protein 1a, liver (gene fabp1a). The record is from RefSeq and is a predicted model, not a curated record. Lineage: Eukaryota; Metazoa; Chordata; Actinopteri; Cypriniformes; Cyprinidae. The transcript is spliced from 4 exons. Bases 1 to 357 code for a protein of 118 amino acids.